Bactrocera oleae (olive fruit fly) is the source of this 2556-nucleotide messenger RNA. NCBI's taxonomy places the organism in Eukaryota, Metazoa, Arthropoda, Insecta, Diptera, Tephritidae. The record is from RefSeq and is a predicted model, not a curated record.
UCUUAUAAAAAAUGGCGACUGUUGCUUGACAAAGCGUAAAAAGAUGAGAGUUGCUCAACUUUUUGCUUGGCUUCGCGUCGAAAACUUACUUCAUACAAAAGCGUAUAUCGAACUUUUCUGUCAAAACCAAUGACGCAAAGAGAAGCAAAACUUCUAUGUGAAUUGCCCAUUCGCGUGGAAACUAAGACAUAAACACCGUGCACCCGGUUAUAUUUGUCAACCGGCCUUAAGAAACUCAUAGAAACAUUAACAGAAAUCUGUAGUAGUAGUAUCUCUUCGAUAAUUAACCAGUAAUUUAACCGAUAGAUGGCUGCCGAGGGAAUAAGCAACACCAAAAGAGACGUCGCCAACAGUUGAAACUGAGCAACAAAAUUUUUUUUAUGUAAACAUACAAACUUGCCAGCACUUAAUCGAAAUUUUUCUAUUUACUACUGAACAACUGUCACUAUUUCCUUGCAACACUGCGUUGGAAUUUCACACAAAGAAAGAAAAGGAAUAAAAAAAACGGCAGGAAAACCCACAUUCGUCAUUUUUCUGCUUUUGGCAGACGGUAAUUUUUUCGUUGCAAUAUUUUUUAGUUAAUAGCCGGGGAUACCUCAAAAUUUAGUAUUUGCAUGAAUAAACUUAAUAGUGAGCAUUUAUUGUUCGUAGAUUGCGUGCAAACAAAGGAGAAAAUAUAAUCCGGGAACGUUAAAUAGGUAACCAAGCGUGAAGAUAUGGCAGAAAUGGAGUUGCGUACACGUUCUAAAUCAAGCCUUGCACGGGGUUGUUUAAACGCUUUCUCAAUAUAUUUGGUCAUAUUUUCAACAUUUACUGCGUUCACAUCCCUAAUGGCACAUGUUGACGAAUUGGAUUUAGAUGAAGAUUUAGUUACACAAACCAAUCCAUUGAUGGAGUUAAAUGAGGAUAAUUGGCAAUUAAUGCUAAGCGGCGAAUGGAUGGUGGAAUUCUUUGCUCCAUGGUGCCCCGCCUGUAAAAACCUCGCGCCAACAUGGGAACGCUUUGCUAAAACCGCAAAGGAUCUACGUGUAAGUGUGGCCAAGAUUGACGUAACCACAUCUCCUUCCUUAAGUGGACGUUUCUUUGUUACCGCUCUGCCAACCAUUUAUCACGUCAAAGAAGGCGAAUUCCGUCAAUAUCGGGGAUCACGCGAUGGCGACGCUUUAAUGUUGUUCCUUAAACAAAAGCAAUGGCAAAAAAUCGAACCAAUUUCAGCAUGGAAGAAACCUGACACCAUACACAUGUCUAUACUAUCGUAUUUCUUUAAAUUAUCGCACACUUUAAAGGAUUUCAAUGUACGUCUCCAGGAAGAAUACGGUCUACCAACUUGGGGUUCAUACGCGCUCUUCGCCAUCGGUACGAUAUUCGUUGGCGCCGGUCUGGGCUUGUUACUCGUUUGUGUUGUCGACUUUUUAUAUCCACCAAAGAAAUCGCAACGUCAAAGCUUCUCCGAAUUCAAAGAAAAAUCUGCUGGCUCAGAUGGCAUAGAAGACUUAGCUGCUGAUGAAAUUGAGGAUGAAAACGAUUUAGCUGAUGAGCAGGAUGAUGAUGAAGAUGACGACGACGACGACGAAGACAACAAUGAAGAACAAGAUGAGAAUGUCGAUGCGGCUGGUGUAGAGGAAGAUGAUGCACCUGGCACUUCGGAUGGUGAGAAAAACUCAAACGCUAGUGAAUCAGAAGAGCCCGAAAGUGAGAAGGACAUCAAGAAAUCGGCUGGCGAUGGCAAUACACAGACACAGGUAUUCAUUGAAAAAGAGAAGAAGGAAACGAGCAGCACUAGUCCGGCUGAGGUGCGUAAACGCAAACCACGAAAAGUUGAUUAAGAUUCGCAGAAUCGAAAACUUAAAAACAAAAAUUGAAUAAAAAAUAAUGCGUUUUUAAAUAUACAAAUAUUCACAUAAAAUUUAGUUAGCGUACAGAGUUUGAACUCUGCUCUUAUUUUGCGCACGCCUCCUUUUUGGCUAUAUGUUUUUUUAUAUUUUGUUUAGUUAUUCAAUUUGUGUAUUUUGCUGUAUUAAAGGAAUAUUUCGUGCAUCGAAUGAAAUAGGUGAACUUAUAAGUAAUUACAUUGAAAGCAUCUGUUUUAUUAAAAAAAAAAAUAGCACGAGAUAACUGAUUAGCCCACACAAAACAUAACUGUAUAUCACAUUGGUGUAUUACUGAAUUGAAUUUUAAUUAUGAAACUUAUACAAAUUACAAAUACAAACUAAUAUUGCUAAAUACAACAACGCACAAAUGUUAAUUGCAGUUUUUGAACAUAAAUGUUAUUGGCUUCAACUAACUCUAUAACACUCAUUUGUUGCUUUUAGUGUUUGUUUGAAAUUGUGCGAAAAAAUACAAAUUUGCCUUAUUUAACUGGAAAGCAAAGGAGCGAUCUAAACAUUUGCAAACGAAACAUUUUAAAAUAAUGUUUUUUUAAUUUUUGUACUAAUUUUCUUUUAGCAGACGGUGGAGUGAAAAGGAAAUAUAUAAAAGCGUGUGCAAAUUGUACACUAAUUAAAUUUAAAAACAACAUAAUAUGAGAUAUUCUAAACUAUAACAAAAAAAAAAAAA